This is a messenger RNA of Sphenostylis stenocarpa, 897 nucleotides long. Lineage: Eukaryota; Viridiplantae; Streptophyta; Magnoliopsida; Fabales; Fabaceae. The record is from the annotation of a GenBank genome assembly.
AUGUAUCAUCCUGGUCAUAAGUGCAAAAUGGAGUUUAUGCAGCUAAUCGCCGAACCAAACGAUUCCAAACAACUAGUGGAAGAAUCGACCCACUACCUACAAGUAGAUGCUCCAAGAAAAAUGGAUGUAAUGACUCAAAAUAAUGAUGAAGCUGAUGACCAAACAGAAGCAAAAAUUUAUGGAAAUGACUUCAUCACGAGCCCAAUAUUAGAGAAUAGGCCCAAACGUAAUAGAGGUGCAUUUUUUAUCCUUAGAGAGGAAAGGAAUCUUACAGGUUCCAAGAACUGUGGUGCAUACUUAAUAUCCUUCUGGCACACCCUCUCUUUGGGAUCUGGAUGUCAUAGAUGCAAACAGAGAGUAGAUGAGUUUAUUAUGCCUAGCCUGAAUUGUAGACGUUUUGGUCUUUCAUGGAAGCUUAAACUUGGUGCAAGAAAUAUUUUAAAAAGGCAAGACAUUAAAUGCCUUCCCGCUGGUGGUGUAUUAUCAGAUGCCGGAAUUUCUUCCAAUCAGUUUGAGGAUUUCUCUGUCUCUGUUGUUGACAAGGAAGAUACUAGAGAACUAAAGAUAAGCUUAGAGGUAUCUGGAAACAAAACUCAAAGGAUAUUUGAUGAUGUCUUUAAGAGAAUGGUUGCAGCUGCACAACCAAUCCCAGGAUUUCGAAGAGUAAAAGGAGGUGGAAUACCGAAAGACAUUUUAUUAGAGGUUCUUGGACCUUCCAAAGUUUUCAAGGAAGUUAUCAAGAAAAUAAUCAACUCAACUGUAGCUGAAUAUGUGGAGAAGGAAAAUUUGACAGUUAGCAAGGACCUGAGAGUUGAGCAAAGCUUUGAAGAUCUUGAAACUACUUUCGUGGAAGGGGAAAGGUUCAGCUUUGAUGUUGUACUUGAGCUUAAAAAAUAA